Uranotaenia lowii is the source of this 2561-nucleotide messenger RNA. Its product is annotated as cytochrome c oxidase assembly protein COX15 homolog. Gene Ontology annotation, molecular function: oxidoreductase activity, acting on NAD(P)H, heme protein as acceptor. The record is from RefSeq and is a predicted model, not a curated record. The coding region runs from base 399 to 1679 and encodes 426 amino acids. Gene Ontology annotation, biological process: heme A biosynthetic process. NCBI's taxonomy places the organism in Eukaryota, Metazoa, Arthropoda, Insecta, Diptera, Culicidae. The transcript is spliced from 4 exons. Gene Ontology annotation, cellular component: mitochondrial inner membrane.
AACGCCAGAUGGCACUGAACGAAAUAUAGCUUCAAUUUUCAAUAAAAAGUACAGACUGUUUUUUUGGAAAUGUUCUUACCGGAAAAAUUAAAGUUUAGAUUGAUAACUAAAUUAUUUUGUUCACAACAAGUUUGAAAUAUCUGCAUGAUAGUAUACAUGACUUAAGAUUUGUUCCUUUUAGUCUGUUUCUUUCACCUUGUUCUAUAAAAAAAAAUUUAAAUGUUAAUUGCACUUCCAUAAAGCUUUAAAGGAAAGAUUACUUUCAGUGCAAGAAUAACAUUUACAGAAAAUUUCGCAACCAGUCAUUUAAAUGUGAAAUUCCGUGCUUUUUUCGAAAAACAUCAUUAAUUAAACAUUACUUUUCCAACGUUUACUGGAAACCAAAAAAAAACGCAACCAUGUUUAACUGCCUCCGAUUGACGUCGUGCGCAAUCCGGUCUUCCGGUUCCGGUUUUUCAAAUCUCGCACUGCGCGGUUUCAGCCGUUCGUUUAUGGGAACAAAAUCAGGCAUCACAACCGGCAGAAUUUUACAAAAUGUUAACAAGGCCAACAUUCUUCCGACCGGGCGAAUUCUGCAGACCACCCUCACCCGAUACUGCACCAAACCGGAUGUGGCAGAGAAGGGCCGCAAAGCCGUCGGCUACUGGCUGCUCGGUUGCAGCGGAAUGGUUUUCGUGGCCGUCGUACUAGGUGGUGUUACUCGAUUGACUGAAUCGGGACUCUCGAUGGUAACCUGGAAGUUGCUUGGAGAAAAGAUGCCUCGGACCGACCAGGAGUGGCAGGAAGAAUUUGAAAGGUAUCAGCAGUUCCCGGAGUUCAAAAUAAAAAACAAAGACAUCACACUCGGAGAGUUUAAGAUGAUCUGGUUCAUGGAAUAUGGACACCGCAUGUGGGGACGGCUUAUUGGAGCAUUCUACGCCCUUCCUGCAGCCUACUUUUGGUCCAGAGGUUAUUUCGACCGAGGUAUGAAAAUUCGUACCCUCCUUUUUGGUGCCCUUAUCGGAGCCCAAGGACUGAUGGGAUGGUAUAUGGUCAAAUCGGGCCUAGAAGAUCGCUUUCAUCAAGAGAGCGAUGUACCUCGCGUGUCGCAGUAUCGCUUGGCAUCCCAUCUAGGAUUUGCAUUUGCCCUGUACACUUUGUUCCUUUGGUCAGCUUUAGAUAAACUGUUGCCUGCCCAGAAGCUAUUGGGACAGAUUCCGGCAGCGACCCUUAAGUUCAAACGAUUGGUUCACUUUUCAAAGGCGGCCGUUUUCGUAACGGCUAUGUCCGGAGCAUUUGUAGCGGGUUUAGAUGCCGGACUGAUUUACAACUCAUUCCCAAAAAUGGCCGACCGAUGGAUACCCAGCGACAUCCUAGCCAUGUCACCAGCAUUGAAAAAUUUCACCGAGAAUCCCACGACAGUUCAAUUCGAUCACCGGAUUCUAGGAACCGGUACCCUAACACUCAUCACCGGACUUUUCCUGCUGUCACGUAGAAGGGUUCUUCCUCCGCGAGCUUACACGGCCACCGCUGCGCUUGCUGCCAUGGGUUGGCUCCAGGUUGCCCUGGGAAUUACUACACUGUUGACCUACGUACCGGUGCCAUUGGCCGCUAGUCAUCAAUCGGGAUCGCUGAUACUACUUUCCUUGGCCAUAUGGUUGUCACACGAGAUGAAACUUAUUCGAAGACUACCAAAGUAAAUCGAUAAUAGGAAAAAAUGUUCAAAUGCUUAGAGUAAUCGACAGUGUAAGCGUAGGCAUGAGCUUGAUGAAAUACGUUGCGAUUAAAUGAACGUAGAGUAUUUUCUUUUUGUAGCGUUUAAAUAGCUGUGAGAAGCUGACGCAACCCUUUCCUUCCCAUAGUAGCACUCAGGUGAUCCACAAUUUUGCACAGCUCGCAUUUUAAGUGGGCACCUUGGAUCAACACCAUUUCAGACUGAAGAAUGAAAGCAAUAUAUGAAGAAGCAUUAUACAAAAUUUGAAGAAAAUCGAUUCACUAAGUUUUGGCUCGGCAUGUCAAAAGUUGUGUAAAAGUCGAAAUUUAAAUCAACUGGUUUUAUAUGUUCAUAAUUCGACAUAUUUUCAAAACUAUGCUCAGAGGAACUUUUGAGUUUGUGAUCAUUAAAGGUAAUGAGAAUUGCAUUUUGUCGUUAUUUCUUGUUUUUUUAUUUGGAGACUUUGUGUUGUUAUCUUCUCAAUGAAGCAUAUAUGAUCGACUUCAAAAACUAACUUUAUCGACUGAAUCUUUAAGUAACUUAGGCAUUUUUCGUUAUAGAACUUAAGUUGUAUUAUUUCUAUUUUUAAAACGUGGAAACCUUUUGGGAAGGAAAGGGUUAAAAAGAAAUGAAAGUGGAAAAACACAUAAAUCUAGGAUGCUAGUCCCUCGACCACUGGUGAGCGUCAUUAAAUGAACGUCAAGUAAUAAAACAAAAUUGCGAGGAAAACAUGCAAAUUCAAACGUAGAACAUUGGCAAUGGUUGUAGCCAGAAACGUACUUCAUCGACAAGCUCAGGUAUAAGUUAGUUUUUAACUUGUUUAAAAUAAAUUGGUUCCUUACUCAAAUAUAUUGCAUUUGAACAUUAA